Molecule: messenger RNA, 600 nt
Organism: Scomber scombrus (Atlantic mackerel)
Lineage: Eukaryota; Metazoa; Chordata; Actinopteri; Scombriformes; Scombridae
Product: lysozyme C
Exons: 4
Coding region: 1-600 (199 amino acids)
Source: RefSeq, a predicted model, not a curated record
AUGAAGGUACUUGUGGUGUUUCUCUUGGUAGUGCUGGACUCCAGUCUGACUGAGGGGAGGAUUGUGUCAAAAUGUGAGCUCAGGGACGAAAUGAUGAGGGCGAUGUCCACCGUGUCUCAAAGGGCAAAGCAGAAAGGACUGACUGCAGAGAACUUGUUGGCUAAGAUUGUCUGUCAUGUGGAGGAGUGGGCCGGAUUCAAUACCAGUGCAGUAUAUCAGCUGAACCCCACGACGGAAAACCAUCCAAGGAGAGGGAAGAGGGAGGUUCACUCUGCAGGAGUGUUUGGACUGGCUAAACAGGGGAGCCUUUUUAGAACAACCCAGAACCCCCCGACACCGACCACCAGGCCUGCGCCCCCAGACGAGGAGGUCUGGACACUGUAUGGCCUUUUCCAGCUCAGCAAUCAUCUGGUCUGCAGCGAUGGCAUCACUCCAUCACCCAACAUCUGUAACAUCGACUGCAACAAUUUGGUUGAUGACAACAUAAGUGAUGACAUAACCUGCGUGUUGAAGAUCCUCACCAAUCUUGUGAUCAGGAUCAUCCUCCAGGAAGAGUGCCGGGAUAAGCAAUUCUCUGUGUACUUCGCUGAGUGCUCAUAA